AAGUUUCGGGUUUCCACUAUGUCGAUAAGGCCGAUUAGUAUCUCGAUAUUGCUACUUUUCUUGGUAUCGGUUUUCUCAUCUGUCGAAGCCACAGUUUCGUACGAUGAUAAAGCCUUCAUUAUCGAUGGCAAACGCAAAAUUCUCAUCUCGGGCUCUAUUCAUUAUCCAAGAAGCACCCCUGAGAUGUGGCCUGAUCUUAUACAGAAGGCUAAAGAUGGAGGAUUAGAUGUCAUACAAACUUAUGUGUUUUGGAACGGCCACGAGCCGACACCUGGCAACUAUAAUUUUGAGGACAGGUUUGAUUUGGUCAAGUUCAUCAAGCUCGUGCAAAGUGCCGGGCUUUACGUUCACCUGCGUAUCGGCCCUUACUACCAUGGAGGAACGAACUUUGGCCGGACAGCAUCUGGACUCUUUAUUGCCACCAGCUAUGAUUAUGACGCCCCUUUGGAUGAAUACGGACUUAGGAAUGAACCGAAAUAUAGCCAUCUGACAAAUCUACACAAGGCAAUUAAGCAAUGCGAGCAGGCUUUAGUAUCUUCCUACCCAACAGUCUCGUGGCCCGGUAAAAAUCAGGAGGUUCACGUCUUCCGAACAAACUCGGGAGCUUGCUCAGCAUUUCUCGCCAAUUACGACACCAGAUAUUCCACUAAACUGACAUUUCAAAACCAGCGAUACAAUUUACCUCCUUGGUCAAUCAGCAUUUUACCCGACUGUAAAACUGAGGUUUACAACACUGCCAGGAUUACGUCCAAAGGGUCAACUACUAAGAUGAUACCCAUGGAAGGAGGAUUAUCUUGGCAGUCGUAUAAUGAGGAAACUCCUUCUGCAGAUGAUAGUGAUACACUUAGAAUGCAAGGUCUAUGGGAACAAGUGAAUGUUACAAGAGAUAACUCGGAUUAUUUAUGGUACCUCACUCAAGUCGAUAUCGAUUCUGGUGAGAGAUUUCUAAAGACAGGAAAAUGGCCUUCUCUAACAGUUAUGUCAGCAGGCCAUGCGCUGCACGUUUUUAUCAAUGGCCAGUUAUCAGGAACUGUAUAUGGGAGCCUGGAGAGAACAAAACUGACAUUUAACGGCAAUGUGAAUUUGAGAGCCGGAGCAAACAAAAUCUCGUUACUUAGUGUUUCUGUGGGUUUACCAAAUGUGGGCUUGCACUACGAGACUUGGAACACAGGAGUCUUGGGUCCCAUUACCUUGAAUGGCCUUAACGAGGGUAAACGAGACUUAACAAAACAGAGCUGGUCAUAUAAGGUCGGUUUGAAAGGUGAAUCACUCAAUCUCAACACUGUUACCGGAAGUUCGUCAGUCGAAUGGGUUCAAGGAUCCCUUUUGGCUCUAAAGCAACCCCUAACGUGGUACAAGAGGGGCUGUGACCAGCCAUCUCAGAGAUGGUAUCAUAUCCCACGUUCGUGGCUAAAGCCAAGUGGAAACCUGUUAGUCGUGUUUGAAGAAUGGGGCGGUGACCCGUCUAACAUUUCCUUGGUUACUAGAACAGCAUGA
Striga asiatica is the source of this 1497-nucleotide messenger RNA. Lineage: Eukaryota; Viridiplantae; Streptophyta; Magnoliopsida; Lamiales; Orobanchaceae. The record is from the annotation of a GenBank genome assembly.